Chlorella variabilis is the source of this 1848-nucleotide messenger RNA. Its product is annotated as expressed protein. The transcript is spliced from 15 exons. The record is from RefSeq and is a predicted model, not a curated record. Lineage: Eukaryota; Viridiplantae; Chlorophyta; Trebouxiophyceae; Chlorellales; Chlorellaceae. Bases 118 to 1848 code for a protein of 576 amino acids.
AGAGCGGACGCCGGCUGGCAGACACUGCGGCGGCAUCUCGUGCAUGGCCUGCAGCUGAUCACUGCUCCAAAACACAAUCCCGCACUCCCUAUUUGCCACAGCACGGCACCUAGGCCAAUGGCAGAGGCGGAUGGCGCCACCACCGUGCCGGAGCUCCUAGUUCUGGCCGGCAACCGAGCGCACCUGGAGCGGGAGCGGGCGCUGGGCCGGAUUGAGCAGCUGCUGGACGGUGCAGGCGGCGGCGGGCAGGACCCACAGGCGCUGCUUCUGGAGGUGUGCGACGGCGCGCGUCGGCUGGUGGCGUCGGAUGAGUGGGAGCAACGGCUCGGCGGCCUGCGCCUGGCACGCGUCGUGCUGCAGCGCAAGGCCGAGCCCGCCUUUGCAGAGGACAUGCUGGCCACCUGCCGGCUGCUGCUGGAGGACAGGGAAGUGAGGGUCCGCUGGGCGGUGGGCGAGCUGCUUCGCACGCUGUGCCAGCAGCUGGGCAUCGCCGCCUGGGAGCAGGUGCAGGGCUGCAUCCUGGAAUCCAUCCAGCGCAACUUCGAGCGCGACAGCACCGAGCCCUCGGGCCAGCUGCCGGAUGUGGGGUCAGAGGUGGAGGACAGCAGCGAGAGCAGUACCGGUGACUUCCUUUCCAGCCUGCUGCAGCAGAGCUACCGUGUGGAGCCGCCCGGCAGGGGGGAGAUGCGGCACGGCACCGAGGGCUGGAAGUGCCUGGAGACGUCCUUCAGGGCGCUGCAGCACGUGAUGGAGGGGUGCGGCGAGGCGUUCCGCCCCUACCUGGACGACUCGCUGCGCCAGCUCGUCUACCGAGCGCUGGCACACCCCAACCGCUUCAUCCGCGAGGCCUGCCACUUCAUCAUGGGUAGCGUGUGCAAGCUGCUGGAGGGGUCGCAGCUGGAGGCGCUGGCGCCGGAGAUCGCGGAGAAGCUGGGCCUGGGGCUGAGCGACAACUGGAGCCAAGUGCGGUUUGCGUCCUCCACAGCCACCCGCACAUUCAUGCUGUGUGCGGCGCCCUACCGCGAGCGACUCUUCCCGCAGCUGCUGCCCCACAUGUGCCUCAACAGGUACUACGUGGCAGAGGGGGUGCGGCUGUACUCCCAGGAGACCUGGCGCAUGGUCAUGGGCGACAGCGGGCGGGAGCAGGUGGCCAAGUGCGCGCCGCAGGUGGUGGCCUACUACAUCGAACAGAGCAAGGCCAACAACCACGCUGUGCGCGAGGCGGCCUGCGCCUGCAUCGCGGAGCUGAUGUGCAAGGUGGACCGGCAGGCGGUGUCGCCCUUUGUGCCGCGCCUGCUGCGCGCGCUGCUCAUGUGCUUCAAGGACGCCAGCUGGCCGGUGCGCGACGCGGCCUGCCUGGCCUGCGGCCGCUGCGUCACCGCCUUCCCUGAAGAGUCGAGAGAAGUGCUGGAGGAGCUCUACUCCCUUUGGUUUGCCCACCUGUGGGACAACAUCUAUUCAGUUAGGGAGGACAGCGCGGUGGCGCUGGGCAACGCAGUGCGUGCGUACGGCGAGGAGGCCGUGGCUCGUAUCGUGGAGCGGGUGCGGGGCAUGGUGUUGGAGGCCAGGGACCAGCCCGCAGACAGCCAGCAGUACGGAUCGCUGCAGAACACCACCCUGUUUGGCGUGGCGGCGCAGGUGCGGCGCUGGCAGUGGCUGUGGCUGCGGCGGUGGCAGUGGCGCCGGCGGUGCUGGUGCGCGCCCGCGCCAACGACCCCAGCCUGCACACCGACAAGACGAUGUUCAGCUGCGGCAGCCUGGCGCCCAAGCUGCAGCGCGGCGGCGGCUGCGUGGACCACGGCUUUGCCCGGUGGGUUGGGGGACGCUUCCUGCUGGCGCCUCCCCUGA